AUGGCUGAGAAUCAGAGUGACUCGGAUAAGGAGGAUGUUGGGUCUUCGACUGUUACGCCAUUGAGCCCCGGAAAGCGACAGCGCAAGACCAAAUCUACAGCAUACAUUGACGAUCUCAUCGCCGAGAACCAGCGUCUUCGUCAAGAUGACGCCAAACCUCGGCCUGAGCCCUCCAUCCCCGACGUCUCAAGCACCGAGACCUCAUCCCUCCAAGGAACCCUCCUCGAAGAACGGCCCUGGUUCUUCGACAUGAACGUUCUUCACACCCCCGUCCUCAUCGGCGAAGCCUCCGACGCUGCGUUCGCAACACGCUUUAGACAAGCUAUUUCUGAACCGGGACAUAGUCACAUACCCCGUGUGAACUACGCACCGGAUGAGAGGUUGCUUGCGCUUUCGGAUCAGGAUUGUCCGUGGCCUAUACCCUCUAGGGCAAGGCUGCUUGUUAAUGUGGCGUUGAAGACGGCGGCCAAGGAUAGGAACUUUCCGGGUAUGGCGUAUUUUGCGAGGGCGACUCGUAUUCUUCGCAUUAUUAGCGAGAGACCUCGCAUUGAUGCCAUUGAGAUACGUCUUCUUCUGUCUUUCUACUCCCUCGCUCUUAACCGUCGAUAUACAGCGUACGCCCUAGCCGGCUCAUCAGUCCGUCUCUCCGUCGUAAUGGGUCUUCACCUCAACGUCCCCGAGUCCCAGCUCCGCGACGCUGGCGCCCGCGAACACAGAAACCGCGUAUGGUGGACUGCUUACAGUUUUGAUCGCAUGUGGGCUUCUCGUCUUGGUCAUCCCGUCGCCAUUCAAGACGACGACAUCGAAGUCGAUCUCCCCACUGAUCCAGUCCUAGACACUCCUUCAGAUGACUUUGCCGACUCAUCGUAUUUCAUCGCGGGUCUGAGACUCGCGAGAUUGGCAGCAAAGGUGAUUAACGCGAUUUACACAAGGAGACCACAGCAGAAAACACUCUCGCAGAGGGUCCAGGAGGCGUUGAGGGAUCUGAGGGCUUUUGUGGAGGAGUUGCCGCCGCAUCUUCACAUUGAACCGACUGAUGCACCUGAACCGAGUCCGAAGCCUUUGUCACUGCACUUGUACUUUAACCAAGUCGCCAUAACUGCAACUCGUCCUAUUCUUCUACAUGUUCUUAGAACCCACGUCUCAGCAUGGGACACUCAGCCUCGCACGGAGCCUCAAAUCCCCGUAUCAGCCAUGACGCUCUCCGAAGCAUGUAUCCGCUGUGCACGCCACUCGUGCCGCCUCCUAAUCGACUGCUGGAUCGAUGGUUCUUUUGCAACAUUCGAUUACUUCUACACACAAUACCUCUUCUCAUCCGCCACAGUCCUCGCCAUCUCAAGCCUAAUCGACGGGAAAGAAUGUCGCAGUGACAAAGAGCAAUUCGAGUCAGCAGCGCAAUUUCUGCACCAGUUGAAAGAGAAUGGUAAUUUUGCAGCGGAGGAGUUUUGUCGACAUGUUGAUGCUAUGAAGGUUUGUAUGAGGGCGCUUGAGGCGAGACGGGGACAAUAUGUAGUGCAGGACACGGGGUUGUUGGGGUUGGAUGUGUUGAACCCUACGGCGGGUAUGGCGUUGUCGGAGCCGUCGUUGCAGGAGUUGCUGUCGCAGCCGGUUUUGGAUUUGCAGUUUAUUGAUGCGUCGAUGUAUCAUGAUGGGGCGCAGGGGCUGUAUUGGCCUGAUAUUAGUCCUGAGAGUUGGAGUGCGAGCGGAUGGACGCCAGGGGGCUAG
Messenger RNA from Fusarium musae, 1725 nucleotides. RefSeq lists its product as uncharacterized. The coding region runs from base 1 to 1725 and encodes 574 amino acids. Gene Ontology annotation, cellular component: nucleus. Gene Ontology annotation, molecular function: zinc ion binding; sequence-specific DNA binding. Gene Ontology annotation, biological process: positive regulation of transcription by RNA polymerase II; DNA-templated transcription. The record is from RefSeq and is a predicted model, not a curated record. NCBI's taxonomy places the organism in Eukaryota, Fungi, Ascomycota, Sordariomycetes, Hypocreales, Nectriaceae. The transcript has 4 exons.